CGCGCGCGUCGUCGUCGUCGCCGACGCUCGCGACGACGAAACGCGCAUGACCUCGUUUCUCGACCGCCUGAAAGAGUUCGGAGGGCACGUCGCGCGCGAGCUCAUCCUGAGCCCGACCCCGCCCGCGAACAGGCUCCGCAUCGAGCGAAGCGCGGGCGCGCGCGAGGUCGACGCAGAGCCGCCGCGCGUCCCGUCGCGAUCGAGCGCCGACCCCGCCGCGAACCCGUACGCGCGAGGAGGCCCCGGCGGCGCGGGCGGCGCCGCGAGGACGCGCGACUUUCUCGCGCGCGCGACGAGCGCGAGCGCGUCUCGGCCGAGGCAUCACCCGUACGGAUCGCCUCCGACGUCGUUCGGCGGGGCGACCGCGUCCAGAUCGCGAGGCGGCGCCGCGAGCGCGUUCGGCGCGCGCUCGCCGCGCGCAGGAAGAAGAUCCUCCCCGGCGCGCGACCCGCUCGUGACGUCCGUGUUCGGCGGCGGCGCGGCGAGGACGUACGGCGUCGACGCGUGGAGAGGAGGAGGGACGAGCGCGGCGGCGGCGGCGGUGGGCGCGUCGCAUCGCUACCCGACGACGGCGUUGGACGCGUUCGCGUCCGCGGAAGCCGCGCAGAGAGACGCGGACCUCGCCGCCGCGGCGGUGGACACAGACGAGCCGUACGCCCCGCACACCAUCUCCAAGCCGCUCCUGCCGCGCUACGUGCGAGACGCGGAAGCGUUGAUCGACCUGACGUUUGAAGAGUCGGCGCGGAAAGCCGCGGCGUCUCGAUCGCGGUCGCGGCUCGGCUUCCGCGGACGUGCGACCGGCGCGGACGCGUCGCCGGCGGCGCAGACGGCGUACUACGAGCAGCAGCGCUCGUAUUCUUCGUACAGCGCCUCGCCCGCGCCGUUCUACGCGCACGGCCCGAGGCCCAUCGGAGGCGGCGGCGGCGCGUUCGGCGCCGCCGAAUACGACGCGGAGAUGACGCGAGACAUCGAGAUCGCGGAGGAGGCGGCGAGGAAGGCGACCGCGAGGGAGCACGCGGCGAUCGUCGCGCGCGCGGGCGCGUCCGCGCUUCGCGUCGACGCCGCGACGCCGUUCGCGGAGAAGCUCGCGAGGCGAUCGAGGUUCGACGCGAGGUAUCACGUCGCUUCCGCGGACGCAGGGAAGAAUGAUGAUGAUGAUGUGCGAUCGAGGACGCUCGGGCGAGGGUUCGGAGGCGCGCUCGCGACGAGUCAGCUCGACCGCGACUUUCGGGCGUUCGACGAGGCGUACGUGGAUUUGCCGUCGCUGGAGGCGUACAAAGCGCGCGUCGCGGAGCUGCACGGGGAGAAGCCGGCGAAGAAGCCAGCCGCGGCGGCGGCGGGCGCGGCGAAGAAGAAGAAGGGGAGGGGACGACCGAAGAAGAAAACCCCGGACGACGACGACGACGACGACGUGGACGUCGACCCGAUCACCGAUCAGCUGUUCGACGACGUCGACGCGCAGCUCGCGGCGCUCAGGCGCGGCGAGGUGGCGGCGCUCGGCGCGAACCGCGGCGACGGCGCGAAGACGACGAAGACGAAUAAGAAAAACGUCGCGACCGAUCGCACCGCGCUGUCGCGCCUCAGAGCGGCGGAGCUCUCGCUGGAGGUGCGCGCGAAAAACGCGAGCCCGUCCGCGCCCGUGGACGCCGCGCGCGAGGCUGACCUCGAGCGUCAGAUCCGAUCGCUCCUUCUCGAGCAGAGCGACCUGGAGAAGACGCGAGAGGAGGUGCUCUCCGCGGCGAAGAAGGCGGCGGAGGAGGAGAAGGCUGGCC
Molecule: messenger RNA, 1772 nt
Organism: Micromonas pusilla CCMP1545
Lineage: Eukaryota; Viridiplantae; Chlorophyta; Mamiellophyceae; Mamiellales; Mamiellaceae
Exons: 1
Biological process (GO): regulation of DNA-templated transcription
Source: RefSeq, a predicted model, not a curated record